Molecule: messenger RNA, 1375 nt
Organism: Scomber japonicus (chub mackerel)
Lineage: Eukaryota; Metazoa; Chordata; Actinopteri; Scombriformes; Scombridae
Gene: nrarpa
Product: NOTCH regulated ankyrin repeat protein a
Exons: 2
Coding region: 630-968 (112 amino acids)
Cellular component (GO): cytoplasm
Molecular function (GO): phosphatase regulator activity; protein binding; enzyme inhibitor activity
Source: RefSeq, a predicted model, not a curated record
GGACGCGUAAAAUAUUCCCCCAGAGCGCAGCGCAGGGCAGAGACUCGGACCGCGCGGAGGACACAGACCGGGGCCACACGGUGGAUUUCUAUCGUUUUCGUCGCUACGGACCCGUCCAUUUGUCAAGACACCCUGGCCACAUGAACAGCGACAUAUAACCAGGACGUGUAGCCAGGAAACAGGUCAAGGAAAACCUGCGGGGAUCCAGCAACGAGGAGGCUGCCCUGUGGAGAUAGUGCCCAUACUUCCAACUUCCUCAAGUGAAGUCGGAGGUGUCUCUCUUCUCCAUCCCCUGCUUUAGGCUACCUGCUGCUGCUACAGAGGAAACUACAUCCAGAGAGCACUGGAUCGCUUGAGAGCACCCUUUAUGUUUUAGGGAUUUUAGGAUCUCUCAAAUAUUAACAUUUUUGCACACCAAGUGUGUUAUUUCCUCUCUUGUCCUUUUUGGGAUAUAUACAGUUAUCUUUUUUUCUGUUUUAGUACUUAAGUGCCUUAAUAACUGGUUAUAACCCAGUGUAACUGUGGCAUUCUUACCAGACCAGAGACGCUCAACAGGGAGAAGACGAUUACUAUCAGCUUUAGAACUCAGGCAGGAUUACUGGUUCCCCACCCUCCAGCGAGCUGCAACCAUGAGCCAGGCGGAUGUGUCGACUUGCUCUGCGCCGCAGAGGGUUUUCCAGGAGGCGGUGAAGAAGGGCAACACCAAGGAGCUGCACUCGUUGUUGCAGAACAUGACAAACUGCGAGUUCAACGUCAACUCCUUUGGGCCAGAAGGACAGACGGCCCUCCACCAGUCCGUCAUUGACGGAAACUUGGAGCUGGUAAAACUGCUGGUGAAGUUUGGUGCAGAUAUCCGGCUGGCCAACAGGGAAGGGUGGAGCGCUUUACACAUCGCCGCCUUCGGGGGCCACCAAGACAUUGUGCUAUACCUCAUCACCAAGGCCAAGUACUCCUCUGGCGCCCGGUGAUCUGUCUCUGCUGUCAGGUAAAAACUGAAGAAAAGAGAAAUAACAAAACAACAACAACAAGUAGAACAUAAAACUGCAACACAGGGGAAAGCCAGGCUCUUGUAAAAGCAAAAAAUAUUAAAAAUUAAAAAAAAAAAAUUGCCAUUAUCUACAUAGUUGUGCCAAAUUAUACGAAAAGGAAAUAAAAAAUAGACCUGCACAAUAAUCUUCCCUCACUGUAAACCAAACGGGGCCCUCUCUGCACUCCUGAGUGAAGCACCGCAUGGUUCACUCACACACACACACACACACACACACACACACACCACAGCUUCUUCAACACGAAUCUUUUAACAAAAAAGAAACGCCAUUUCGGUGAGUUUGUUGGUACUAAAGCUUUCCUCUUGAAUGUGUAUACUAGAUCGUGU